Molecule: messenger RNA, 696 nt
Organism: Colius striatus (speckled mousebird)
Lineage: Eukaryota; Metazoa; Chordata; Aves; Coliiformes; Coliidae
Gene: FGF3
Product: fibroblast growth factor 3
Exons: 3
Coding region: 1-696 (231 amino acids)
Biological process (GO): positive regulation of cell population proliferation; positive regulation of gene expression; regulation of cell migration
Cellular component (GO): cytoplasm
Molecular function (GO): growth factor activity; fibroblast growth factor receptor binding
Source: RefSeq, a predicted model, not a curated record
AUGGUCAUAAUUUGGAUCUUGUUCCUGAGCCUGUUGCAGGAACCGUGGUCCCCAGGGCGGGCCGCGGGGCUGCCCGAGGCCGCCGGAGCCUCCCCGAGAGACCCCCGGCCGCGCCGGGAUGCGGGGGGGCGCGGCGGCGUCUACGAGCACCUCGGAGGAGCGCCCAGGCGCAGGAAACUCUACUGUGCUACCAAGUACCACCUCCAAAUCCACCCCAACGGCAAGAUCAACGGCACCCUGGAGAAAAACAGCGUCUUCAGUAUUCUUGAAAUCACUGCUGUUGACGUUGGAAUCGUUGCCAUCAAGGGCUUGUUCUCAGGCAGAUAUCUGGCCAUGAACAAAAGAGGCAGACUUUAUGCAUCAGAAAACUAUAAUGCAGAGUGUGAGUUUGUGGAGAGGAUCCAUGAACUGGGUUAUAACACCUACGCAUCCCAUCUCUACCGGACUGUCCCCAACCGAGGAGCCACCAAGCGCAAAGCCAGCGCAGAGAGACUCUGGUAUGUCUCAAUCAAUGGGAAAGGACGACCCAGAAGGGGCUUUAAAACUCGUAGGACACAGAAAUCAUCUCUGUUUCUGCCCAGAGUAUUAGAUAACAAAGACCAUGAAAUGGUCCGACUGUUCCACACAAACUUGAAAUACCGAGAGAGCCUCCUGAAGCCUCCGAGCAAGAACCAGCGACGAAGGAGAGGACGCUGA